UCCGUUACCAUAGUGAAAGGAAGCGCCUGUAGUCUGCAAAGUGUUCUCACGUUGCAAGUUCAUGUGUUCUUUAUAUUAUACUGUAACAAUGUAUUUUUAAACGUAAUGUUAAUAUCUUAACAUGUCUCAAAAAACAGUCUGUCGGCAAGAAACAGGAGAUCCCAACAUUAUUGGAAUUGACUACGCUCGUCUAGAGGCUCUAUGCAACAUAUCCGGGCUUGAAUGCAGCGGCGAUGAGAAGACUAGUGAGGAGGCCCACAGAGCAUUCAUGAACUCUUACCAGCAGAUUUUCAUCCGGGCUCCGAAGCCACUGCCUCGAAUACCCUGGCCUGAGGAAAAUAAACCUGUGGCAGAGAGGGAGAAGCAGGAUGAAACACAGAAAAAGAAGCCACUGGGCGCUAGGCGCAAGCUGCCAUCCAGCAGACCAUUCCAUGAGUCCAAGGUCAGCCAGAUGAUCAAAGCUGCAAAGAAGUUUCCUGUUGAGCGUUCACAGUUGGAGCAACAGCUGAUCCAUUCUGCGCUGAAGUUGUUUCCCGUCCUGUUAGAGCAGAUUGACCCGGCAGAACUGCGCGAUAUCAGCAGAAUUGUCAUGAUAGAGAGCUGGGAUCGUGGCCGCAUCAUGUUUGGGGAGGGUGGGUUUUUCAUAGUGCUCAGGGGCUCGGUGAUGCCAUAUAGCGAUGCAAGCUCUCCUGAGGAAGAGAAAGCAGAGAUUGGGGCAGGUGGAUGCUUUGGCUCACUCGAGGAGUCCAGCAGCGCGGAGGUGAUCCGCUGUGUCCGAACUCUGCAGCCCUGCGAGAUCCUCAAGAUACCCCACGCUGGCUAUGCCAAACUGAGACAGGAGCUUCAGGGACAGAACUUCGCGCUGCGGGAGCGACUGGUCCAGCGCUGCAGCUUCUACCUGAGCUGGCCCAGGUUCUCUGUCCACAAAGUGGCUGACCUCAUACAGAUCAAGAAUUUCCCUGCCAAUCACGUGCUGGUGAAGGAGGGGAAGAUCUGUCAGUUUGUGGCCUACAUCCAUCAGGGAGAGUGUAAUAUCCUGCAGGACAUUGGGACUCUCAUGAAACCAUCGAAGAAGGGCCGUUUCAACUCUAUAUCUGUGGGGCAAUUGGGUCCUUUUGAGUCCUUUGGAGAGGUGAGUGUCCUGAUGGACCAGCCUUCUCCCUGCACCAUCGUCACUCACACACCCGUGCAGGCAGGGAUCAUAACUCCUGACAAACUACAAGAGAUGGAUUCUGUCACCAGGACUCUUAUGCUGCAGUCGGCAAAACCCACUUGUGGAAAACUUACCGAGGAGGAGAUCAGUAAGCAGUACAUGCGUCAGGAGCAACAGAGAGAGUGGGAACAAGUGAAGAAAAAGGUGUUGUCAGACAGCCUGUUCUACAAUGGGAUCCAGCAUGGAGUAGGAAAGUGGACUGUCAACAGAAGCCAUAAGAUGAAGCACUGAACACUUGAGGGACUACACAUACAUGCAACACACACACACACAUACACAGACUCACACAUAGACACACACACAGACAAACACAUACUUAGACUCACACAUAGACACACACACAGACAAACACAUACUUAGACAAACACAUAGACACACACACACACACACACACACACACACACACACACACACAAGAUUUUUUUUCACAUCAUGUAUUUUCCCCCUCCUUGUAACCAAGGUAUUUUCUCAUAGCUUGGACCUUGCCCUGUUAAUCCCAACAGUGUUAAUAAACUCAUUAGAUGUCU
Alosa sapidissima (American shad) is the source of this 1740-nucleotide messenger RNA. RefSeq names its product cyclic nucleotide binding domain containing 1 (gene cnbd1). The transcript is spliced from 13 exons. The record is from RefSeq and is a predicted model, not a curated record. Lineage: Eukaryota; Metazoa; Chordata; Actinopteri; Clupeiformes; Clupeidae. The coding region runs from base 122 to 1444 and encodes 440 amino acids.